CAGUUGCAGCAGUUCGCACUUCCCAGUUCCCACCCCCGGCCAAAUUGAAACUCUUGUCGUCCUCACCUGGAAGGAACCCCCCGAACACACGCAGCCAUGGCGAAGCCUAGCGGCGGCGGCCUCCUCGACCUGGAGCACCACUUCGCCUUCUACGGCGCGUACCACAGCAACGCCGUCAACGUCUUCAUCCACACGCUCUUCGUCUGGCCCAUCUUCCUCACCGCGCUCCUCCUCCUCCACCUCGCCGCCCCCUCCGCGCACGCCGCGGCCGCCGGCGCCGCCGUCUACGGGGCCUUCUACCUCCUCCUCGACCGCCGCGCCGGCGCCCUCGCCGCGCUCCUCUGCUUCCUCUGCUGGGCCGCCAGCGCCGCCCUCGCCGCCCGCCUCGGCUUCUCCGCCGGAUGGAAGGUGGUAUUGGUAGCUCAGCUGUUCUGUUGGACUAUGCAGUUCAUUGGCCAUGGUGUUUUUGAGAAGCGAGCGCCUGCCCUCCUUGACAAUCUUGUCCAAGCUUUCUUGAUGGCUCCAUUCUUCGUGCUACUAGAGGCUCUUCACAAGUUUGUUGGGUACGAACCGUAUCCUGGCUUUCACGCCAAAGUGCAGAAGCUGAUUGACGAGGCCCGCAAGGAAUGGGAGGACAAGAAAGCGAAGAAGAUGACGUGAAGUGUGAUUUGGAAGUUGGCAACCCCCAUACUGCAGAGGCGUCUUAAUCACGUGGCCAUUUGAUAUUUUGAUUAGACGGAACUGUGUUAACAUGUCGCUGCCAACAUAUUGCCUUAUUUAUGUUGUAAUAUAUAAAGAGUUUUAUGCACUCUCUUGUCUGAUGUGUAUACGUUACUGGAGAAUAUAGAAUUCUGAUGAUGAUUGUGAACUGUAUUAGAAAAUAAAUACAGGAAAGUCUUUUUACGGUGGUCUCUUCUGUACUGGUACUCUACUAUAAGCUGGAAAAAUAUAUAUGUAGUGCAAAUAAACAUGUAAAGUACCGUGGGGAUUAAAAAAUUAGAUGUACGAGAUUUUUUCA
Oryza sativa Japonica Group (Japanese rice) is the source of this 1018-nucleotide messenger RNA. Its product is annotated as 2-hydroxy-palmitic acid dioxygenase MPO1. NCBI's taxonomy places the organism in Eukaryota, Viridiplantae, Streptophyta, Magnoliopsida, Poales, Poaceae. Gene Ontology annotation, biological process: sphingoid catabolic process. The record is from RefSeq and is a predicted model, not a curated record. Gene Ontology annotation, cellular component: endoplasmic reticulum.